Messenger RNA from Lottia gigantea (owl limpet), 1612 nucleotides. RefSeq lists its product as hypothetical. The record is from RefSeq and is a predicted model, not a curated record. NCBI's taxonomy places the organism in Eukaryota, Metazoa, Mollusca, Gastropoda, Lottiidae. The transcript is spliced from 10 exons. Bases 78 to 962 code for a protein of 294 amino acids.
GAAAUUUAUUAUUUCUAUAUUUUCUUUUUACCUGAUAACUACUCAUUUCAGCUGAGAACUUGGUUUGAGGAAACAUCAUGGAUACAAAAGAUGAGGUUAUCAAAAAAGCUGUUUCAGGUCUGCUUGAAAAACAUCACCUUCAAGAUUCAAUAGGAAGUAUAGAUGAUGUUGUAUUGAGUUAUGUGUUAAGUAUAAUAGAAGACCUAGGAGAUACUAAUAAUCCAGAAGAAAAUAUAGAUGUUGAUCAAUUUAUUGAAAUGAUGUCAGCCUAUAUUCCUGGAUUUUCACAAAUACCAAGUAUGGAAAUAUAUGACUGGAUGUUUGAUAUUGCUUCACAAUUAUCCAAGACUACUACAGAAUCCUCAACUAACAUUUCAAAACCAGAUAAAGAGGAAGUUGUAAGAUCACAGUUAAAUGGUACAUGUAAUGGUAAAAAGUCACGACAGAGAUCACGGAAAAUGAGUCAAUCUUCAUGUGAUUCUAAUUCUUCUACAGAUAAACAUAAUGAAAAGAGAGAUGGUGGAGAGAUUAAGUUAUUAUUAGAAAUGUUCCCAGCAUCAUGUACUAUAGAAAUAAAACAUUGUUUAAAACAUUGUAAUGGUGACCUAGAAGAAACAGCACAGCUUAUUCUACAACGACAAGAGUCUGCAAUAAGUUUAAAACCGAAACAAACAGAAAGUCAGCAUAGAAAAAGUGAGUUAAAAGGUUGUGGUUUGAAACCAGAUAAAUCAAUGAAAGAUCAUGUUGUUGCCAAAUAUAGUUUUGUUGAUACAGAGGAUGAUGGUAAAACUCACAGACCUCCCCCACUAAAACAAGAACCAAAGAAAUUAAUUCGUUAUUUAGAUGGCAAGGUAGUGAAUACUAAAGGCCAGAAGUAUACAGAAAUUACAAAACCAGAAGAUGAAGAGAUGAAAAAAACUUAUGUGUCAUUAAAACCUGCAAAACAAUAUCGAUUUCAUUGACAUUAAGUUAUAUUCUAUUUGAUUUCAUUUACAUUUUGUUACCUAUUAUUUGAUUUCAUUUACAUUUAGUUUUAUUGAUAUUUAGUUAAAUAUUAUUAUUUUAUUGACAUUUAGUUACAUAUUAUUAUUUCAUUUGACAUUAGUUCUAUAUCAUUUCAUUUGACGCUUAGUUACAUAUCAUUUUAUUUCAUUUGACUAAACAUAUCAUUUUAUUGACAUUAACUGUUAUGUAUUAUUUAAUUUCAUUCACAUUAAGUUACACAUUAUUUCACUGACAUUUAGCUACAUAAUUGUUUUCAUUCACAUUAAGUUACUUUAACUUUUUAAAGAUACAUAUUAUUUGUUUUCAUUGAUAUUAUUUGCAUAUUAUUUUAUCAAUUGACAUUCACAUUUAGUUAGAUAUCAUUUUAUUUCUCACUGACAUUUAAUUAAAGAUCACUUUGAUUAUCUUCUAUAUAAAGUUGUAAAACACCACUGAUUUUCCACAUACUGUGUGAUAUUAUGGGAUACUUGUGUGCAAUAUGAAGGAGUGAAUCAUCUAUUCGAGUCUGAAAAUUUUCACAAAAUCUCUUACCCUCUGGCGAAGUCAGUAAUUUGGGUUUUUGUCGAACACUUUGUAACAUACAGUGAAUGAUGUAAAACAUAUUUUC